Molecule: messenger RNA, 4244 nt
Organism: Conger conger (European conger)
Lineage: Eukaryota; Metazoa; Chordata; Actinopteri; Anguilliformes; Congridae
Gene: skic2
Product: SKI2 subunit of superkiller complex
Exons: 29
Coding region: 312-4073 (1253 amino acids)
Biological process (GO): nuclear-transcribed mRNA catabolic process, 3'-5' exonucleolytic nonsense-mediated decay
Cellular component (GO): Ski complex
Molecular function (GO): RNA binding; RNA helicase activity; ATP binding
Source: RefSeq, a predicted model, not a curated record
CGUUUGGUAGUUGCUGGAGGAAGUGCGGCAGAAUGUUGCAGUGUGAAAAUGAAUUAAGACGACUGAUAAAAACCGCAGGUCUUUGACUAUUGCAGUGUAGACAAUUAAAACAAAACAACUGUAAUAUGGUCUGCGUGUUUCUAGCCUCACGGUGCGUCAGAUGACAAAUUCAUGAGCAUACCCUACCGGUCCGAUUUCCGAGUAGUACCAACUUCUGGUCUUCAAACAUUUCUACUUCCGUAUCCAGAAGUUACUGCCACUGUGGCUGGAAAAGAAACCAACUAGCUUGCUUGCGGAAUUGAGUGGAAGCGAUGGAGAAGAUAGAGCUGCCCCCUCUGGGGCCCGAUGACCUCCCACUGUCCCUGCUGGAGAUGGGCUGUUCAGGGAGGUUUGAGCUGGUGUCUCGGCCAAUCACAGGAGACCUGCCGCUACACCCACAGAGUACGCUCCCCCACGGUCUUCCCCCGAUUGGCCCAGACCUGCAGAUGGAGGUGGAGAGACGCUUCCUGCGCGACCCCGAAUGGCUUCCCAUACACAACACUGACUCAGCCUUCCAAAAGUUCCUCAGGCUGGCUCAGAGGGAGAGGCAGGUGGACUCCCUCCUGCAUUGCACUGUCUCCCCUCUCCACUCAGGACUCUCAGUGGUCCGAGAUCCCACCACCGGAAUGCUGCUGGACUUCACAGAGGUGUUGUUGGAGGAUACGGGCCUGUCCUCGAAGAACUCCCUGUCCCUCCAGCGGCCCCCGGGCCCCCCGUCAGAGAGCCUGAGAGGGAGCCACACCAGCUACCCCUUCCUCCCAGGAGGAAUGGAGGAGCUGACUCUUGACCAAAUCAGAAACAGGACUGAAGCGGAGGAAGACAUCGACUUUGAGAAUGGUUUGCUGACAGUGGCCCCUGGAUUAAAGACUGGGAUGGACUUUGGUGACAAAGACGCCAAGGCACCAGUGGGCAAAGUCAACCUGCUGUCCCUCUUGUCCACUUUUGAUGACAUCAUCGACGCUCAUCCAGAGGGAGAGGCAGAGGAGGGAGGGAAGGGAAGUGGAGACACCGCCAAAAUACCCCGAACAAACAGUCUGGAGGACCUAGGGAUCAAGGAGGCUGUGCCCACUCCAUCACCGGCCCCCGGCCCUGCAGAGGGGAGGAGAGAUGGAGAGAAGGGACGGGGAGGAGAAGAGAAGGAUGGAGAGAAGAAGAAGUGGGCUGUCCCUGUUGACAUCACCUCCCCCUGCGACGACUUCUACAAGCGCAUCCCUCAGCCCGCCUUCAAGUGGCCGUUUGAGCUGGAUGUGUUUCAGAAGCAGGCUGUUCUGAGGCUGGAGGCUCAUGAGUCUGUGUUCGUGGCGGCGCACACGUCAGCCGGCAAAACCGUGGUGGCCGAAUACGCCAUCGCUCUGUCACAGAAACACAUGACCCGGACGAUCUACACGUCCCCCAUCAAGGCGCUGUCCAAUCAGAAGUUCCGAGACUUUAAGACCACGUUCGGUGACGUUGGGCUUCUGACGGGCGACGUGCAGCUCAACCCAGAGGCGUCCUGCCUCAUCAUGACCACCGAAAUCCUCCGGUCCAUGCUGUAUAACGGCUCUGAGGUCAUUCGGGACUUGGAGUGGGUCAUCUUCGACGAGGUCCAUUACAUUAACGACACUGAGAGAGGGGUAGUUUGGGAGGAGGUGUUGAUUAUGCUCCCUGAUCAUGUCAGCAUCAUUCUGCUCAGUGCCACAGUACCCAACGCCGUGGAGUUCAGUGAGUGGAUAGGACGCAUUAAGAAGAGGCACAUCUAUGUGAUCAGCACAGUAAAGAGGCCGGUUCCUCUGGAGCACUUCCUGUACACCGGCAACAGCACCAAGACCCAGAAAGAGCUCUUCCUGCUGGUGGACUCUACAGGGAACUUCCUGACCAAAGGGUACUAUGCUGCUGUAGACGCUAAGAAGGAGCGCACCAGUAAACACGCCCAGUCAUUUGGAGCCAAAAGCUCCUCCCAGAACACCACAGCCAGUCAGGACCGUGCGGUGUGGCUGUCUCUGCUCCACUUCCUGUCGGAGAGGCAGCAGACUCCCGUGGUGGCGUUCACGUUCUCGCGGUCGCGCUGCGACGAGAACGCGCGUUCACUGUCCUCCAUGGACCUGACCAGCUCGCAGGAGAAGAGCGACAUCCACUCCUUCUUCCAGAAGAGUCUGAGCCGCCUGCGGGGCGGGGACCGGCAGCUGCCACAGGUCCUGCUCAUGAGGGACCUGCUGAAGAGGGGCAUCGGCGUGCACCACAGCGGCAUCCUGCCCAUCCUCAAAGAGGUCAUCGAGAUGCUCUUCUCCCGGGGCCUGGUGAAGGUCUUGUUUGCCACGGAGACGUUUGCCAUGGGCGUGAACAUGCCGGCGAGGACUGUGGUGUUCGACAGCAUCCGGAAACACGACGGAACUGGAUUCAGAAACCUGCUGCCAGGGGAGUAUAUCCAGAUGGCAGGACGAGCCGGCAGGCGGGGUUUGGACGCCACAGGAACCGUCAUCAUCCUGUGCAAGUCGGGCGUGCACGACAUGGGAGACCUCCACGUCAUGAUGCUGGGUAAGCCCAUGGUCCUGCAGUCGCAGUUCAGGCUGACCUACACCAUGAUCCUCAACCUGCUGCGUGUAGAGGCCCUCCAGGUCACCGACAUGAUGAGGCGGAGCUUCUCCGAGAACCACAGAGACACUCAGACCCAUGAGAAGACGAUUGUGCAGCUGAAACAGAUGCUGGCCUCCCUUCCCCCUCUGGACACCGAGGGCCAACUGUCAGACCUGCUGCCAUACUACUACACCCUGACUGAGCUACGCGUGACCUCCCAGGGCUUACAGAGGGCUGUACUGGAGUCAGUGAGUGGCCUGAAGGCCCUGUCUGUGGGCCGGGUGGUGGUGGUGAGCAACGCACAGCACUGCAACGCACUGGGAGUCAUCCUGCAGGUCUCCAGUGACUCAGUGAACCGCACUCUCACGGCCCUCAUCCUGUGUGAGAAAGGAAAUGAGGAGUUGGGGGCGGAGUCUGAAAAGGCCAUCCCCCUGCCCCACCUCCACAGCUCCGCCCUCUUCAUACCCGAAGGUCCCUGCAGCCACACAGUGCAGAAGCUAAAGCUUCAGGAUGUGUCUGGCAUCACCACCAAAACGCUGAAGGUCAUUCCAGAGAGGAUCAUCGACAACUACAACAAACGGCGGCAGCCGAGGUUCAGGCUGGAUCCCCCAGGCCAGGCCAUCUCCACGGCAACCCAAGAGCUCCUGCGAUUGGCUGAGGCCAGCCCGGGGGGCAUGUUGACCCUUGACCCCGUGAAUGACCUGCAGCUGAAAGGUGUGGAGGUGGUGGAGGCAUGUCUGAGGGUCAGAUCGCUACAGGAAGCCCUGAAAGAGUUCACCUGCGUCCACUGCCCCACCUUCUCCCAGCAGUUCCUGAGGGUGCAGGAGAGGAUGGGCCUGCAGGAGGAGCUGGACAGGCUGCUGUUCCUCGUGUCUGACAAGUCCCUGACCCUGCUGCCUGAGUACCACCAGAGAGUGGAGGUGCUGGAGGCCCUGGGCUACGUGGAUAAGAAGGGUGCGGUGCAGCUGAAGGGCCGCGUGGCGAGCCAGAUCAGCAGCCACGAGCUCCUUCUGACGGAGCUGCUGUUUGAGAACACCCUCAGCCCCCUGGCCCCCGAGGAGAGCGCCGCCCUGCUGUCCUGCCUGGUGUUCACACAGAACACACACACCUGCCCCCACACCACCAGCACCCUGCAGGAGAGUAUUGACCGCGUGCUGUGUGUGGCUCAGCGUAUCGGGGACCUCCAAAGGGAUUGUGGGAUAGCACAGACAGCCGAGGACUUUGUGGCCCAGUUCAAGUUUGGACUGACGGAGGUGGUGUACUGCUGGGCCAGAGGAAUGCCGUUCUCAGACCUGGCCCAGCUGACGGAGGUGCAGGAGGGCACGGUGGUGCGCUGUAUCCAGCGGCUGGAUGAAGUCCUGAAGGAAGUGCGGCAGGCGGCACGCAUCAUCGGAGACUCCGUCCUGGGCAGCAAGAUGGAGAGGGCCUCGCUGGCCAUCCGCCGAGACAUCGUGUUCACCGCCUCGCUCUACACACACUGAACCACUGUGUGUGUGUGUGUGUGUGAGUGUGUGAGUGUGUGAGUGUGUGAGUGUGUGAGUGAGUGUGUGUGAGAGUGAGUGUGUGUGAGAGUGUGUGUGUGUGAGAGUGAGUGUGAGAGAGAGUGUGUGUGUGUGUGAGAGUGAGUGUGUCAGUGUGUGAGUGUGUCAGUG